Molecule: messenger RNA, 1956 nt
Organism: Erinaceus europaeus (western European hedgehog)
Lineage: Eukaryota; Metazoa; Chordata; Mammalia; Eulipotyphla; Erinaceidae
Gene: GPR137
Product: G protein-coupled receptor 137
Exons: 8
Coding region: 465-1676 (403 amino acids)
Biological process (GO): positive regulation of TORC1 signaling; negative regulation of osteoclast differentiation; negative regulation of bone resorption
Cellular component (GO): lysosomal membrane
Source: RefSeq, a predicted model, not a curated record
GGCUCCCAGCUCCUCCGGGCGCCUUGGGAGGGUGCGGGAGCCGGGGUGGGGGUGCCUGGGGUCCCCAUUGGGCGCCCGGAGACGCGCCUCUGCUAACGAGUUCGCCUGGCCCUCUGGGCCUUAGUUUCCACCUCUGUGAAAUGGGGGUCGCGACGCCUCCCUCUGGAGCCCUCCAGUCGGGAGACCCCGUGCGGGUCCCCGCGGGGAGCAGCGCGGCGCCCAGCCGCCACUGAGGCCCGGCCGUCAGAUGCACCUGUCACUCCCGCUGCCCGCUCCGUCGGGGCCGGGUGACCCUCCACCCCGCGUGGCCACUCCCCGCCAUUCCGCUGCGCCCUGCAGAUAAGCGCGGGCACCUCCGGCAGGAUGAAGGUCCCCGCGUCCCAGGGGCCGCGGGCUCGACGCGGGGAGCCGUAGGGCCGGAGGCUUCCCGCCCGGCAGGCGGCCGGCCAGGCUCUGUCUCUGGCAUGGAGAGUAACCUGUCUGGCCUGGUACCCGCCGCCGGGCUGGUGCCCGCGCUGCCGCCGGCCGUGACCCUGGGGCUGACCGCGGCCUACACCUCGCUGUAUGCGCUGCUCUUCUUCUCCGUCUAUGCCCAGCUCUGGCUGGUGCUGCUGUACGGACACAAGCGGCUCAGCUACCAGACGGUGUUCCUGGCCCUCUGUCUGCUCUGGGCCGCCCUGCGCACCACCCUUUUCUCGUUCUACUUCCGAGACACCCCCCGGGCCAACCGCCUGGGCCCCCUGCCCUUCUGGCUUCUCUACUGCUGCCCUGUCUGCCUGCAGUUCUUCACCCUGACGCUGAUGAACCUCUACUUUGCCCAGGUAGUGUUCAAGGCCAAAGCCAAGCGCCGGCCAGAGAUGAGCCGCGGCUUGCUGGCCGUCCGGGGGGCCUUUGUGGGGGCCUCCCUGCUCUUCCUGCUGGUGAAUGUGCUGUGUGCGGUGCUGUCCCGCCGGCGUCGGACUCAGCCCUGGGCCCUGCUGCUGGUGCGCGUCCUGGUGAGCGACUCCCUCUUUGUCAUCUGUGCACUCUCCCUGGCCGCCUGCCUCUGCCUGGUGGCCCGCCGGGCACCCUCCACCAGCAUCUACCUGGAGGCCAAGGGUCCCCAUUGUCGUCUGUGCCAGGGCACCAGCGUGUGCCAGGCAGCCGCCAUGGGCGGGGCCAUGGUCCUGCUCUACGCCAGCCGGGCCUGCUACAACCUGGCCGCCCUGGCCUUGGCCCCCCGAGGCCAACUGGAUGCCUUCGACUACGACUGGUACAACGUCUCCGACCAGGCUGACCUGGUAAACGACCUGGGCAACAAAGGCUACCUGGUGUUCGGCCUCAUCCUGUUCGUGUGGGAGCUGCUGCCCACCACCCUGCUGGUGGGCUUCUUCCGGGUGCACCGGUCCCCUCAGGACCUGAGCACCAGCCGCAUCCUCAACGGGCAGGUAUUUGGCUCUCGCUCCUACUUCUUCGACCGGGCCGGGCACUGUGAGGAAGAGGGCGGCUCCUGGGAGCACAGCCGUGGGGAGAGCACCAGCAUGUCCGACAGCCUGGGCUCCAGCAGCUGGUACGGAGCCAUCACCAGGGAGCCAGGCUGGUGCGGGGGCCCGACGAGGACCACGCCGCUGCUCUUCUCCCAGGUGCUGGGACCCGGCGGCCACCACCACAGUCUCUACUCCACCCCACAGACGUGACCCCCCAUCCCAACCCACCCCGGAACACCCAGGCCCCGGCCCCUCGCACCCCAGCUCCCCUGAACCUGGGUCACCUGCCUCUUCUUGCCUAGGACCUUGGGCAGCGGCUGCUCCUCCCCGGCCUGCAGGCUUCUUUCUGCUCCUGCCUGUGAGCUUGUGUGGUCCCACAAUGGGGUCUGGCCUAGCUGCCGGCUGCCCACAGCACCCUGGCAUGACCCAUGCCUCUGCCCCUUGGCAGAGCCAGCUACCUCCCUGCUCUCAAUAAACAGCGUCAGCGCCC